Molecule: messenger RNA, 2348 nt
Organism: Centruroides sculpturatus (bark scorpion)
Lineage: Eukaryota; Metazoa; Arthropoda; Arachnida; Scorpiones; Buthidae
Product: chromosome alignment-maintaining phosphoprotein 1-like
Exons: 9
Coding region: 140-1699 (519 amino acids)
Cellular component (GO): cytoskeleton
Source: RefSeq, a predicted model, not a curated record
UCACCAGCGAUCUUAUAAACGAUUACUAUGAGUCACAAGCCAGUUAACCAAUACGCUUCGAGAUUGUUUUUAUUGAAUAAGAGUUGAAGCAGACGACAACUGGUAGUCGGUCGGUGGCGGAAGAACGAGACGUAGCACAAUGGUCAUCAGGAGCGAAUCCAGCCAGUGCAUGGGCUACUACGUCCAGCAGAGGCCAUGGACACCAACUAAGAGAAGGGGCCCUAUAGCCGCAGAGUACACUACCCCAGGACCUGCAGCAGUAGCUUUGCCUUCUACCAUUGGUGUUGCUAAGAAUGACACUACAAGAGCCAGGUCUCCUGCAUUUUCCUUUGGAGGAAAACAUGAAGAAAAACAAAACUUCUUGACUCCUGGACCAGGUACUUAUCAAGUAGAUGGUGUAUGUAGAACAGGAAAAGAAACUUCUCCAGCAAUGACAAUUUCUGGAAGACACAAAGAACCGGAACCAUUUCAAACUCCUGCUCCUGGCUCAUACAAUGUCAAUGGAGUAUGCAGAACAGGAAAAGAAACUGUACCUGCUCCAACCAUUUCUGGACGUCAUAAGGAACCGGAACAGUUUCAAACUCCUGCUCCUGGCUCAUACAAUGUCGAUGGAAUAUGCAGAACGGGAAAAGAAACAGCACCUGCUCCAACCAUUUCUGGACGUCAUAAGGAACCAGAACAGUUUCAAACUCCUGCUCCUGGCUCAUAUAAUGUUGAUGGAGUAUGCCGAACUGGAAAGGAAUCUGUGCCUGCUCCCACUAUUUCUGGAAGACAUAAGGAACCAGAAGCAUUCCAGACACCUGCACCAGGUUCAUACAAUAUAGAAGGAUUGUCUAGAACAGGAAAAGAAACAAUACCAGCACCUACCAUCUCUGGAAGGAACAAGGAACCUGAACCUUUUCAAACACCUGCACCAGGUUCAUAUAACAUCGAAGGAUUAUCUAGAACAGGAAAAGAAACAAUACCAGCACCAACCAUAUCUGGGAGGAACAAAGAACCUGAACCUUUCCAAACACCUGCACCAGGUUCAUAUAACAUCGAAGGAUUAUCCAGAACAGGAAAAGAAACAAUACCAGCACCAACUAUAUCUGGGAGGAACAAGGAACCUGAACCUUUUCAAACACCUGCACCAGGUUCCUACAAUAUUGAAGGGUUAUCUAGAACUGGAAAGGAAACUAUACCUGCUCCAACCAUUUCUGGAAGAAAUAAAGAACCGGAAGCAUUCCAAACUCCUGCACCAGGCUCCUAUAGUCCAGAAAAAUGUGAUAAAGUGCUCAAUUCAUCACCAAGAUAUUCUUUUGGAUUAAAAGGAAAAGAUGCUAAAAGUGAUGAAACACCAGCUCCCAACUCAUAUAAAAUACGCUCUUCAUUGGGAUCAAAAGAUAGUACUCACAUGCAAUCACCUAGCUACUCAAUGUGUGGAAAAGCAAAUGGGUUGUGGGAUGAACGUAAAAAUAUGCCUGGUCCUGGAACUUAUUCUAUACCUGAACCCGAAAAAUAUAAAUCUAAAUCUCCAAGCUAUUCUCUCAGCGUACGAACAAACAUUCCUUCUGAUCACACAAAGAAACCAGGUCCUGGAGCACACUCACCAGAAAAAGUGUGGAUCACCAAACAAACCUCGCCUUGUUAUAGCUUUGGAAUUAAACAUAGUCCAUAUACUGCUCCUAUUCUUGACCCUUCAAUGUUUCAGCGACAGUGAUGAAGCAUGGACCAGCUUAUACUUUUGGAGUUCGCCAUUCUCCACACGCCAGCAAUGUAGACAAAUCUCCUUAAGGAACAAAAUUAUUCCCAAGAAAUCCCAUUGAUUUCCUAGGUACUUAAUAGAACAAAUAAUACUUAUAAAGCUUCUUUAUAAAUUUUAUAUUUUUGUAAGAUAUUGCAAUAAUAUUCAUAUUGUGCUUCAUAAAACCUGAAAGUGCCAGGAGCUGUACUAAUAAUCAUGGGAUAAACUGCACUGCCAUAGAAAAAACAAAACUUUUUUUUAUUAUGUAGCUUUUUUUGAGUUCCUGUUAUGAAAUGAUUAAAUUUGAUUAUAUACAAGCCUUGAUUAUCUUUAGACUCGUUGAAUGUUUUAAACAUUUAUAGAGAUUAUAAAUUGGCAAAUUUCUGGAAAAAAGCAAUAACAAUUGACAUGAUGUUCCUUAAUUCCAAAAUAUUUUAUAACUGUUUUAUUUUUAAAUUUUUUAUUUAAAAGCUUUCACUUGUCAUCAGAUAAUCAAGGUUCAUUAUAAAUGCAAUUCUCAAUCAUUUCAUCAGUACAUUUUAUGUGAUAUAAAAAAACUAACCCGGUGACAGGAUAUGUAGAACAAAUUAGAAAGUUUGUGAUAAAAUAUAGUUUUGUAAAAAGU